UCAUAUUGUUUGCUAAUUUAAUUAUGUUAGUACUUUAUAAUUUAUUGUAUACAAUAAAUUAUAAAUUACUUUUAGCUAUUUAAAUUAUUUUAUUAAUUAUACAGUAAAUAAACAAUUAAAUGACGGUCUCGGAUCCACUGAUUAAAGACUUGAAAGGAUGGGCGAGAAAAUUGACAGAAUUAAAUGCUGAUAUAACUGACAGAAGUCCGGAUAUAUUAUUAUUCUGCGAAUGUUUAGAAAAAUGUUUGCAACAGGGUAUUAUACAUCAUCUAAACUCUUUUGGUCUAUCAAAAUCAUCAGAAGUGUGGGACUGGAUUGAAGAAUUAAUAGAAAAACAUCUGGGUGAUCUGCCGACAUUGUCACUGGCAUUUGAGGCAGUUUCACAAAAUGAAAAAAUCCAAACACCUGUUGGGAAAUUGCGGCUAUUUAUUAGGAUAUGUUUGGUGAAAAAAUGCUUCCACUUGCCUGUGCAGAUGUUAGUCAGAAAACCUGGAGUGUCCCGAGAUUAUUACGAACCGACGAGUAUUCUUGGUGAUGAAAUUCUUGGAGAAAUUUUUCUUUCAGUCUUAUUACAAAUCAGCAGAUUACAGUUUUGUCUAAAUAUUCGGAAUGCCAGAUUUCUUGAUGACACUUGGCAGCUGCCUGAGCUACUUACUUUUGAAUUAGUGCCUUGUAAGACUCUUGGAGUUUCUGUUUGUUUUACUAAAGGAAAAGCAUUGGUUGUUAAUGUCCAAGAAAAUUCAGUAGCUGCAGAAGAUGGUAAAGUUGAAGUCGGUGAUGUUUUGGAUGAAAUAAAUGGCCAAGUACUGACAACAAAUACUCGAGGAAAAUUAGGAAAAUUAUUAAAAAAGUCAUUUGGUCAACCUAUAACUUUGCAUAUUAUCAAAAAACGGUACAAGUCAAACGAAUUGUACGGGCCGAUUGCGUCCCUGAUAAAAAAUUGUGGAAUCGAUCGUUUAAAAGUCAUUUUGAAGCCACAAAAACCAGUUGAAUGUCUGGAACAAAAAGCUGUGGUGGAAGUCAAAAAAAAUCCUGAUAACCCAGGGUACCGAGUUGCGUACUGUGGGAAUGUUUCAACAGGCACUGCUGGAGAUGUAAAGCAAAUCGAGCAGGCUAUUAACAAACUUAUUAAGCGCGGUGAUAUUAAAUUUAUUGAUGUUAAGUUUGAGUGCUUAGAAAUAGGUAUCAAAAUAACACAAGAGUCAGAUGAUUCUGUAAUUUUAAAUCAAUCUUAUAUGGAAAUUUCAUCUUGUGGACGUACUGCCAAUAUUCCAGACUAUUUUGCAUUUAUUGCAGGGGAUAAAAACUGUAAUUCAUCAAAAAAAUUUACGGCUUAUAUUUUUCAUCAUCGUAAUUCUAAUGAAGUUCAAACUAUUCUUCAAAGUUUAGCUCAAGGUUUUCAUCGUACACAUUACGCAGUUUAAAGAAAUUUUAAUUAUAAAUAAAAUAAAUGAAUUUAUCUCUUAAAUUUUACUAAUUAAAUCUAACACCACAUCAAUAUAAAUUGAUUGUCAAUACCAAAGAACAACACCAAAGAAUUGUUAUUAAUUUAUUUCUUAGUAAAUAAAAAUAAACUUAAA
Molecule: messenger RNA, 1580 nt
Organism: Cotesia glomerata
Lineage: Eukaryota; Metazoa; Arthropoda; Insecta; Hymenoptera; Braconidae
Exons: 7
Coding region: 120-1424 (434 amino acids)
Molecular function (GO): protein binding
Source: RefSeq, a predicted model, not a curated record